Molecule: messenger RNA, 7211 nt
Organism: Biomphalaria glabrata
Lineage: Eukaryota; Metazoa; Mollusca; Gastropoda; Planorbidae
Product: cellular tumor antigen p53
Exons: 15
Coding region: 354-2597 (747 amino acids)
Biological process (GO): protein tetramerization; regulation of transcription by RNA polymerase II; apoptotic process
Cellular component (GO): nucleus
Molecular function (GO): protein binding; RNA polymerase II cis-regulatory region sequence-specific DNA binding; DNA-binding transcription factor activity, RNA polymerase II-specific
Source: RefSeq, a predicted model, not a curated record
AUUGUUGAAUACUAUCGGCGAUUGUGAAUCAAAACUUUUAUUGACGUUUAAAUGGUUGGCGAUAGAUUGUAAGACCUAAUGUUUGUUUCAUUCAAAGAGUCUGAUUGUAGUUUUCAGACAUUGUUUUUUUGUAUAUACUGUUUAAUAUGAACGUAUUGUAAGAACCACACACAGAGUGCACUUAUUGUACUGUGGUUCAGAGAAAUGUUCACUUUGUGUAACAGGGGAUGUAAACUUGAUCCACCAUCGAGAUAAUCAUGUCAUAUAAAAACAAUCAAGAAAUGAUGAUCUCAAUAUAGAAGAAAAGAGAUCAGGCUCCACUCUACAAGACGAAACUGGUUAAAUUUUGGAGAAUGUCUGCAACUCCAGCACUUUCCUCAAAUGGACUUACACUGACCAGUGGAUUAACGCCCCUGAACCAACCUGGCCAGAUAAUGUCUAUCUAUAGCCAGCAGGGUGCUAACAACAAAUCACCAACAGCAGCACUUACAGCACCCAACAGUGCUUUUCAAUUCCAGGCUCAGCACUGCAGCAGUAACAAUGGAUCCUUUUUUGAGGCGGACAAUCAACAAGCUAGCUCCACAAGGCAACAGUCACAAUCUAGCAAUGAACAGUCAACAUUAGCUAGACAGACCAUCCCACUUCACCCUUCGCAAAGCAGAUCAGAUUCCAGAUGUCUACCAGCCCCCCUCAGUAUGUCACCAUAUGCCAGAAAUGCUUUACAGCGUCAAAUGGCAACCAUUAACCUUAAUCCAAACUGCAUGUAUGGCAAGGUGAAAGUUCCAAUGUCUCAGCUAUCAAGCAUUGAGAGUACCCUGAGUGAUCCCAUGUCUCAAGAGACAUUCAGUCACCUCUGGACUGUUUUGGAAGGAUUUGGUUCUCAGGAUUUUACUCAGAUAACUGAUAAACAAUUUGAGUUUGAUGAUGGUGAUGAAAGGACAACUCUUGAGGUGGAGAAGUAUCGAAUUUCUCGCCAAGAUUAUGAUAAUUUGAACCCAAUUCUUAAUGCUACGAGCUCUUCAGGCAUGAGUCCUGACUCACAGACCAAUAUAAUAGGCAGCACAGCAUCCAGCCCAUAUGAUGAUGGUCUGGCAUCACCCUACUCACCUCACAACUCUAUCACAUCACCAAUACCCACAGUUCCUUCCAAUACUGAAUAUCCUGGUGACUACGGUUUUGAAAUAAGUUUUUCUCAACCAUCCAAAGAGACCAAGUCUACAACAUGGACAUAUUCUGAAAGUUUGAAAAAACUCUACGUUAGAAUGGCCACCACUUGCCCCGUCCGUUUCAAGACCAAGAACCAAGCUCCCUUCAACAGCAUCAUUCGAGCCAUGCCCAUAUUCAUGAAGCCAGAGCAUGUCCAGGAAGUGGUGAAGAGGUGCCCCAACCAUGCCGUCUCCAAGGAGAACAAUGAAAAGCACCCUGCCCCCUCCCAUCUGGUCAGGUGCGAGCACAAGUCAGCCAAAUACAUGGAUGACCCAAACACCAGCAGGCAGAGUGUGGUCAUACCUCAUGAGACGCCACAGGCUGGAGCUGAGUGGGUCACCAACUUGUUCCAGUUUAUGUGCCUAGGCUCGUGCGUAGGGGGCCCCAACAGACGGCCCUUGCAGAUUGUGUUCACGUUGGAGAAAGAUAACCAGGUACUGGGCCGUCGAGCUGUAGAGGUCAGGAUAUGUGCUUGCCCUGGGCGUGAUAGGAAAGCAGAUGAGAAAGCAGCUCUUCCACAGAGUAACAGUAAGCCAGUCAAAGGGUUAGGUGCUAAGUUAACAUUAAGCACAGAAAUCAUGAGCAUUGCCAAGAAAAGAAAACAUGGGGAUGAUUCAGAAGUCUUCAACCUAACAGUCAGGGGCAGAGAAAACUAUGAGAUCUUGUGCAAAAUGAGAGACUCCCUGGAGUUGUCUUCCCUUGUUCCUGCCCAAACAGUUGAAGCCUACAACAGACAGAAACAGCUGGAAAAUCAAAGACAACUAAAUGGAGUUUCUGAUUAUGGCUCUGAUAAUUCUGAGGCCUCAACGUCAUCGACAAUGAGCAUUGAACCCCAUCAUCCUAGUCUGGGGUCCUAUGAGGUGUCUGAUGACCUCAAUGACCUUUUUGACACUGUCACCAGCUCCCACAGUCCACAACAUGAUUCAGAUCUGGCUGUUAAGAAAGAAGAUAUAGAUGUGGCCCUGGGAGAUCUUAGGGACAACUCAGUGGCUGGCUGGUUGGAUAGGUUGGGCUUGUCCAACUAUAUUGAUAGAUUCCACCAGAAUGGCUAUGACAACUUGUUCCAGCUGGAUGAAUGCAAAAAAGAGACUUUGGAACAUCUGGGUAUACCUGAAGUGGACAGAAAUAAAAUCUGGAAGUCCUUGGUAGAAUUUCAUCAGUAUAAUCAGAUCCAAGACAUGACUCAAGCUUUUGUUGGAAGAUCAAACAGUCGAUCAUCCACAGAGUCUACUACUACUUUGGUUUUCCCCACACAGAGUUCCGCCACAUCCUCCCAGUCUCAGUUGAGCCAACACAGUGUGUACGCCCCAGGAUACUACGAAGUGACACGCUAUACAUUUAAGCACACCAUCUCUAGGAGCAGGAACAAAUUUCCCAGGAAUGAUGAAUGAGCGAUUCCACAUUAAACAAGAACUCACAACCUGUUAUAGAUUUUAUUUUUUUUUUGUACUUAAUAAUGCUGUGUUCAAAUUGAUUGGUAUUAUACCACAUAUUGGCUAUGUUAAGUUGAAUGUUUGUUCUCAUUAGUUUAUUCUCAUUAGUUUAUUCUCAAAGUUAUCCAUAGAAUACAAAAUAAGGCUAAGUCUUUGACAACCCAAUGAAUCCAAUAACCUUUUUUUUUAAAUUUCUAAGUAGGUGAAAAUACUAAAAAGAUACAUAAACUUUAAUUUCUACAUUUUGAUAUUAAAGUUUACUUCUAGAUCAAGAUAAAUACAGUUUCAAUUAGAUAAAUACAGUUCCUAUAUGAUAAUUACAGUUCCUAUAAGAUAAUGCAGUCCCUAUAAGAUAAAUACAGUUCAUACAAGGUAAAUACAGUUUCUAAAAGAUAAAUACAGAUCCUAUAAGAUACUACAUUUCUUAUAAGAUAAUACAGUUCCUAUAAGAUAAAUACAGUUCCUAUAAGAUAAUACAGUUCCUACAAGGUAAAUAAAGUUCCUAUCAGAUAAUUUGGUGCAAAGACGCAUUAAACUUCACUAGACCAGUGUUUCAGUGUUGAGAGAAUGUGUUUGCAUUUAGCAUGAGGAGAUUGUUAGAUUGCUGGGCUCUAUAGAUCUUUGACCUCUAGAAUUUGAAUCUCUUCUUUGUAUCUCAAACUCAUUAGCACUGUUGUUUUUAUUUUGAAGAAGAUUUGUAUUGAUUUGUACAUACAAGAUAAAACAUACAUUGACUAUUGUAACAUCUUGUUAUGUACAUUGACUAUUGUAACAUCUUGAUAUGUACAACUUGAUGCAGCAUGCACAUUGGACUCGAAACAUCAUCAGCCGUUUUUAUGUAACAAGAAUGGACUAAAUUUUUUUUUUUUUUUUAAUAACUGCCAGAAAUUUUAUGUUAAAAUGUGAAUUUUUUUGGUUAUAUUUCUCUAGAUGUGGUGUAUUAGAUUUUGUAUUUAUUAUUUUGUUGAUUCAAAAGUUUGUUAUAUAUAUAUAUCAAAAUGUCUUAUGUGAUGAAAAGUAAAUGCUUUAUUUUGAUGGUGUAGUUUUGUAUAUGAACUUAACUGUGGCGCCGGCAGGCUAUUCUUUCAUCUGUGUUGUAAUGAGAGAUUAUAUCUGCAGUUUAGUCUGGUGCUCAAAAACUUUUCAGAUUCUCAAGUCUCUAAUCUACAAUAUCAGUUGGAAGCACAAGCACAAUUUUUUUUUUUUUGUCUUUGGUCGGAAGGGCACACAAAGAUUGUACAUUAUUGUUAUAAUUAUCCGUUUUGUAGAAACAAGCCUAAAUAUUUUGUGAUGGUAUGUUGUGAUUGCUUUGUAUAACAUUUAACUUACUGCAUAGUUUUUUUGAUCUUGUUUCUGAUAUCGACUCUUGCAUGCAUUUAACACAGUUGAGUGACCUGUAACCACUAGACUUUGAAUGUCAUGAUACAGUUUUGAUUUGAUAUAUAAAAGUGUUGUUAAUCUCUUCUGGGAUUUAGAGACCCUGAUAUAAUCAAUAACUUGGGUGAUGGCUAUAAUAGAUUUUGACUAUUUGACAUUUCUAUUACCUUUUAUAUGACUGUCUCCCCCCUCUCCAGAAAUGUAUUGUGUGCCAGCUUGUGAUGUUGAGUCUCUGCAUUGUGUGCCAGCUGGUGAUGUUCAGUCUCUGCAUUGUGUGCCAGCUGGUGAUGUUCAGUCUCUGCAUUGUGUGCCAGCUGGUGAUGUUCAGUCUCUGCAUUGUGUGCCAGCUUGUGAUGUUGAGUCUCUGCAUUGUGUGCCAGCUGGUGAUGUUCAGUCUCUGCAUUGUGUGCCAGCUGGUGAUGUUCAGUCUCUGCAUUGUGUGCCAGCUGGUGAAUUUCAGUCUCUGCUGAUGUUCUGACACCAAGUGUUCACUAGAUAUUUUGUUCCAGUGUUUCUGUUAACACCCAGACUUCAGUAUCCAUUUCUUACAACGACUAUUAGAACAGAACAAAUAUUUAUUUCCAUGUAACAGUAGACGGGGUUAGGUUGACUCUCUGGCUUGGUUCACGUUGAAAUAUUGAGGACAUCGCUGAGAUGUUUCAUUCAAGUGUUCUUUAAACCUGUUCAUCUUUGUAAGUGUUCUAUUUUAAAUUGCACACUUUGUGCAAGAUAUUACUAACAUAAAGUAUCAUCAAAGAAUCACAUGUUUUAUUUUUGUAUUCUGUGUAGCUUACAUGUACAGUACUUGAAAGCAAAGAAAAUCUAUUUUUACUUCCCAGCCAUGCAAAUUACAAACAUCUAUGCAAAACUUGCCUUAAGUCCCAGUAGCAAGCAGGGGUGAGAGCUGUUGUCAAAAUGUCGUGAUCAUUGUCAAGCUGUUUUUUUUUUUUGAAACACAAUAUUUAAACAUUUUACAAUUUGUUCAAAGUGUUAACGAAUCAUUUUUUUUUAAAGUGAAGUGUUUAUCUGCCAACAUAGUGUUGAUGUAGUCUGGAAUGAGUUUGUUCAAACCGAUUAUGCUCUAGAAUUUUGUCCGUCUUAGUAAAAGACCAGUUAGUCUGUGUUCAUUAAGAUUUGAGUUUAUAUCUUCUUGGUUCAAGCAACACGACUGCAACUCCUGCCAUUUGAUUGUUUUGUGUAGUAUUCACUUAAUAUGUCACACUAACACAAAUGUUUGUAUUCAUAUGUGUUGUCAAUUGUUCAUCCAAUAUCUCUGCAUUAUGUCGUUAUGAUGGUUCCCAUGUUAUACAGGAUUUCAUUAUCCAAUGUUUGUGUGGACUCAAUGACUGGGACCCACCUCCUGCCAAAUCUCCCACUGGCCAAGUUCAGACAAACCACACACACACAAUUAUUUUUUUGGACUACAGCACUUGCCUGUAUAUUAUAUUUGAAUUAACUUUAUAUUUGUUCAUAUCUUUAUGAUUGUUUUGUUUGAUUUAAUGCCAGAAACGUUUCCAAUGAUAAGUUCCUUCAAGUUGUUUGUCAUCCUAAAAAUGCACAACAUGUUUUAUCUUUCAUGACAUUUGAAAUAGUUAGAUUAUUUUCUUUAAAUUGAUCAAGAUUAGUUUGUUAUUUUAAAAAGGUUUUAAAAGUUUAGGAAAUUUAAUACAAUAAUGAGUGUAGAAAUUAAUGAGUAUCUCUAAUUAUUUAAUUGUAGAGCAGCCGUUCCCUAUGUUAUAAGAGUCCAUGAGCUCUAUGUUCCCUAUGUUCUAGUUUCUAUGAGCUCUGUGUUCCCUAUGUUCUAGAUUCCAUGAGCUCUGUGUUCCCUAUGUUCUAGAUUCCAUGAGCUCUGUGUUUCUCCCUUGCUUCUCAUUUUAUUUUUCCGUAUUGCAAUUUUGUUUGGACUUAAAUGUCAGUGUCUUGUUGAUGUUUCUCUAACAAAUUUGAUCUAGUUUAUGGAUCAGUUGGGCAUAACUUCAGCAACUUCAUUAUUUACAACCAACAAAAAAUGUUUGGGUGUAUUUGAAAGAAAUUGUACUUUAUAGUUUCAUUCCAUAGAAUUUUUAAAACGUUGAAUCCUUACAAAAUGUCAUUAGAGUUAUAUACAGUUUGAUGAUGGCCCAUAGAUCAGUACACAUUUUUUUUUUCUUCUUUUUGUUAGCUGUAAGCAAAUUAAUAUAAAAUGAAUUGUUUUCAUUAUUGGUAAUGAUUAAAUUAUAGAAUGGCAAAUGCCUUAACUUGAAUCCGUUUAUUUUUAAUGUAAAUCUUUGCAUAUAUUCAGUUGGGAACUUUUCACUUCUAAAAAUUGUCGAUAGCUCUAGCAUUUACGAUUCUAUUGUACAUAGCAAUUUUAUAAUGUAACCUGAUUUUCAACAAAUAGUAAUUAAAAUGGUUUCCAUAAAAUAUUUAAAAAGCCAUUAUCAGUAUUUUUCUGUGGGUCAUUGUCACAAGUUUAUUUGUUCUGAACUAUCUCCUGUUGUUGUCUCUAGUUUCUCCGUCCAUGCCCACUAACAAAGUGUUCACACUAAGUUGUAUGUGUUCAGGUUGAGCUCAAUUCCAUACUAGCAUCAUUAGGUGUUUUAUUUUUUUCAUUUGGACCACAGCCAGAUGAUUUCAUUGGUUAAUACUGGAAUCAACUUUUGUGGUCAGUUGAUUUCAUUGGUUGAUAAUCAUUUUGAGAGCUAAUUUCAUUGGAGAAAAUGAUUCAAGAAAAGAUAAAUACAUUUUUUUUUUCAUUUUUACUGUCAUUAUUUAAAAAUCAAUAUUUUGUUAUUUUGUAUCUGUUAAACUUUUAUCUCUGGUGCUAAUGCAUCAUUCAUUUCUUGAAGUUUGGUAACUUGUAUACUAAGCAACAUACUGCUGUCAAUUUUACUUUGCCACAUGGUUCAUCUGACUCUGUCGCUCUUGACACUGCCAGACCACAUUCCUGCCACAUUGGCCUUCAGAGAAACCAUUUCUGAAGCAUUGAUUGAUCAAAUUGGCUUAAGAAAGUAGCCACAUUGUUUUUUUAAUUUUGUAUUUUAUUUUGAUAACCAAAGUUUCUUUGAAAUGUUUUUGUCACUAAAACCUGCCUAUUGGAUUUGGUUGUUGUAAAUAUUGAUUUGAAUUUCAAGACAAAACUCAAUGAUUACAAUAUUUGUAUCUUUUGGAAAACUGUUCAACUAAUUGAAAUAGAAUUAAAAAUAUUUACAGAAA